Molecule: messenger RNA, 1458 nt
Organism: Trematomus bernacchii (emerald rockcod)
Lineage: Eukaryota; Metazoa; Chordata; Actinopteri; Perciformes; Nototheniidae
Gene: eif4ea
Product: eukaryotic translation initiation factor 4ea
Exons: 7
Coding region: 48-698 (216 amino acids)
Biological process (GO): translational initiation
Cellular component (GO): eukaryotic translation initiation factor 4F complex; cytoplasm
Molecular function (GO): translation initiation factor activity; RNA 7-methylguanosine cap binding
Source: RefSeq, a predicted model, not a curated record
ACAGGCCAAAAAGCUCAACGUGAUUUCGGAUCUCUGUGAUCCAGAAGAUGGCGACCGCUCUGGUGUUGACAGCUUCAGCCCCUGCUAAUCAUGGAAAGGAAAAAUGUGAAACGAUCAUUCAAAAGGUUAUGAGUCCUGAAUCAUACAUCAAGCAUCCACUACAAAACAAGUGGGCUCUUUGGUUUUUCAAGAACGACAAAAGCAAAACAUGGCAGGCCAACCUUCGUCUCAUCUCAAAAUUUGACACGGUGGAAGACUUCUGGGCACUAUACAAUCACAUUCAGCUUUCCAGUAACUUGGUCUCUGGCUGUGACUACUCGCUGUUUAAGGAUGGGAUUGAGCCCAUGUGGGAGGAUGGACGCAACCGAAAAGGCGGCCGCUGGCUGAUAACUCUGUCCAAGCAGCAGCGUAGAGCAGACCUGGAUCGCUUCUGGCUGGAGACGCUCUUGUGUCUUGUGGGUGAAGGUUUUGAUGAACACAGUGACGAUGUGUGUGGAGCCGUCAUAAACGUUCGCGCCAAAGGAGAUAAAAUAGCAGUAUGGACCACCGACUACGAGAACAAAGAUGCCAUCACACACAUCGGACAAGUAUACAAAGAGAGAUUAGGAGUCCCUCCAAAAGUGAUCAUCGGGUACCAGUCACAUGCAGACACCGCCACCAAGAGCGGCUCCUCCACCAAGAACAAGUUUGUUGCUUGAGGAACACAAUCCUCAACCAUGUCUUUCUGUUGCCAGUUUGUUUUCUGUAACCAUUUGAAGUGAAGAUUCAUUUGUUUCCUUUUCUUUGUCACUUUACCAAAGCUUGUGUUCACGGUGAGAGUAUGUGCAGAUAAAACGUUUUACUAUUGUCUAAAAAACAUAUUGUUUUUUGUGGUGGUUGGGCUAAAAUGAGUAAAAGAUGUUUUGAUGCCCAGAUUUCAUUUUCAAAAGCAACUGCAUAUUUGUAAAUCAUUUAUUUCAAUUAUCCCUCCUUAGUGCAUGUCAGUUAUUUUCUUUAAGAACUUAACAUUAAAGGCAAACAAAAAAAGCACUGGCACUGUAACUCCAGACAGUCAAUUUACAAUAUGUUUUGACAUCUUUGUGCAUUUGUUAUUCAGUUUGACCAAUUAUUUAAAUGUCCUUAUGUUGCAGAAAAGAGUUCCUAGAUGGUCCUGUUUCCUUUCAGGCAGCUUAUAUGUAAAGAGCUGAAUCAAUGUUGAAGCGCAGGAAAUAUAUUUAACAGGACUAAAUAUUUUGAUACAUAUUGUUGGUUAUGCUCUUCUGUACAUGCUUGAGUUAAAAUUGAACUUAUGUGACCUGAGUUAUGUGUUGUGUUGCUCUACUGAUUACAUGAAGUUUUCAUAGUUUAUUUCCACUCCAGAUAAAAUGUUGUAGGUGGUAUAAGCAAAAAAGUAUUUGUUUGCAGGGACUGAAAUGAGCCUUAAAUGUUACAACCUAAAUGUACAAAGGAGUGAUGUAC